Molecule: messenger RNA, 1947 nt
Organism: Laetiporus sulphureus 93-53
Lineage: Eukaryota; Fungi; Basidiomycota; Agaricomycetes; Polyporales; Laetiporaceae
Exons: 6
Coding region: 1-1947 (648 amino acids)
Source: RefSeq, a predicted model, not a curated record
AUGGACCAAGACGAGCCUGCAGAAAAGAUCAGGCCGAAGAGCAAGGUCAAUGACGACCUCGCAGAGUACAGUUUGCACGGUGACGACGAUGAUGCUAUGCCUGAAGCAGACAAGCGACAAGAGCUCGAGAUCCUCCGUACUGACAAUCUGCUUGUCGCCGCAAAAACAGGAGACAAGAUUCCACAACUCGAGUCCGUCCAGAUGGAUAGACUCAAGACUCUCCUAGAGCUAUAUAUUUGUCUGUCUCUUUCGGAGGAUCAUAUCGCUGCGCCGAGGAUUCCCGUCUCGUACCUCGGAGAGUCACCUUUGAGUUUUCCGUACGCUCAGCGCUGGCCAGGCAGACUUGACAGUUCCCUCAAACUCGCGCACUCUUCCGGCUCCUACUCUCAUCAGGCACCAAUAAUGCUCCGCCGAGAUGGUUUCACACUGCCUAGUCACAGCGCGGAGGCCCAUUCCCAAGCACCGACGCUGACCACUAGUAUGCACGGGUGCUCUCCUGUGUUUACGAACGAUUACAUUCUACACGAGAUUUUUUCAUAUAUCAACAUGUGGGAGAAGGCUACGUUGUCCCGUGCCGCUCUGGUCUCAAGGGCUUUCAUCGAGCCAGCCAUACGCGUGCUCUGGAGGAAUUUAUACUCUUUUGCGCCCCUGUUCAAGCUCCUAUCGGGAUCAAUUAAGCAUGUUUCACAACCACUGGACCCAGAAAUUGAAUACACCUUAUCCAGCGAGAUCCUGGAGGAUGAGUGGGCAAGGUUUCAAAUAUACGCUCUGUAUGUACACUCGUUGAUCCUCACUGCAUUCCAAGUUGGUGGGCGAGUAAGAAGCGAGCGACUGCACCCUUCGGCAUUUCCCAUCCUAUUCCGUAAAGCCGGCUCGAAACCCAUUCUGCCUCACCUCGAGACAUUACGCUGGUGCGAUUCUGAUCAUGAAUGCAUUUAUACCGACUUGAUACCAUUCGUGACACCGUCAUUGCGCCACAUGGAUCUUCAAUGCGAGAGAUACCAGCAACGGCUCCAUUCCAAUGCCCUGCACGAUCUCCUCGGCGCCGCAUCUUCUAUAGCCCCAUUACUACGAAGAUUAACCUUGGUGAUGACUCCCUCUGCAAGCGUAUGCCUGGAGCCUAUUGCCGAAUCUACUGCUCUGGAGACUCUACGCCUUUCUUGUUCAACGGAAAAUAACGUGAUACCUCGUGGCGACUUCCCUGCUCUGCGUACCUUGUCCCUGACGGGCGAAUUCCAGAAGGCAUCCAGCCUUCUCGACGUAUUAUAUGCGCCCUCUCUACAACGCCUAUCUCUUCGCUUAGAGUGCGAAUCUGCCCACGACAUUCGCUCAUUAAACAUCGUUUCCACAAACAUAGCUGAUCACUUUGGACAGUCGCUGCGGUCGAUCAAAAUGUAUUAUGAUGGACGUCCAAUUUUGGGUCGUUCUCCCCCACAUUCUGUUUCUGAUGAUAUACUCGGCGUUCGACCCCUCUUCGAGCUACAUGAGCUCACAAGCAUAGAUCUCUACAUGCCACAUUGCCGGUUCUCGCCCUCUGAUGUCGGACAGAUGGCACUUGCCUGGCCAAUGGUCCAGCAGCUUGAUUUGGGAUAUGAAGAUUACCCGGCUCUCACUGGCGGUGACUUGAUGCAUUUUGCCCGUUGCUGUCCGGACCUCACCUCAUUGAAGCUACCGGUUGUGGCAUUCCCCGACGACGUUUCUUCAGAUUCUCCUCCGACUACUUCUCACGGUCUCAACGAGUUAUUACUUUCCAUGCAAUACAGAGUCUCGUCAGCGGCGGAAGGAGAGGCUCUCUAUAAUCGGGCCGCGCGGUGGAUCGAUCGCAUCUUCCCAAACCUCGACGUUAAAACGUGCAGGGAUAGACGGGAAAUUUAUACACCGCUGUUCUUCCACCUCGAGCAAUUACGCUGCGCGAGGCUGGCAGAACGUUCUGAGACAACCCAGUGA